AUGGCCUACCUUGCACCCAUCCACCGUCCCAGUAGCAUCCGCCAUGCCUUGAAGCUCAACUUUCUAGUUGCAGAUGAGGACACACUCGUCGUCGCGAAAGCAAAUCGCCUCGAGUUCUACACACAGAAUGCCGAAGGACUAUCCCUUCAGCUUUCGAAAGCCAUCUAUGGCAAGGUCACCAUGCUCCAAAAGCUCCGGCCCGCCCUAUCGCCGACAGAUCACCUCUUCGUAGGAACAGAUCGGUUCAUGUACUUCACGUUAUCCUGGAAUGCGGAAAAAAAGCAGGUCCAGACCGAAAAGACGUUCGAAAGCGUGGCAGAUAACGCAGCUAGAGAAUCGCAGACUGGGGAGCGGUGCCAUGUCGACCCCACCGGCCGAUUCAUGACGGUCGAGGUGUACGAGGGUAUAAUCACAGUCAUACCGCUAGUGCAAAGAGGGAAAAAGAGGAAGCAAGAGUCGGAUAUAGCGCAUCUGGGCGAGCCCCAGGCAUGCAGGUUGCCAGAGAUGUUUGUCCGCUCAUCCGCAUUCCUGCGACCGCGGAAUUUAGACGAAAAGGCAAAGCUGGCUUUGCUGUACGAAGACACACAUUCGACUGUCAAGCUCAGGAUCCGUGCACUUCGGUUCGAAGGAGGAGAUUCUGUGGAGCUUGAGGACGGAGAGACCUACUCCGGGGAUCUCGAGCUCGGCGCUAGCCAUCUUAUCCCAAUCGAAGCUCCUACCCACGGCCUCAUAAUUAUCGGCGAGACUUCGAUUGGAUACUACGAUGACGAGACUGGAGAGAUAGAUAGACAACCGCUGGAAGAGGCAACAGUCUUUGUGGCAUGGGCGCAGAUCGAUGCACAACGGUUCCUCUUCGCCGACGACUAUGGCCGCCUAUAUCUAUUCAUGCUCGAGCUGGACGAGAACAACAAGGUACAAUCCUGGAAGCUAGACAUAAUUGGCCAGACAUCACGAGCCUCAACACUUGUAUAUCUGGACGCAGGACACGUCUUCGUUGGCUCACAUCAGGGAGACUCGCAAGUCAUACGUAUCGCUGAAAAGUCUAUGGAGGUUUUACAGAGCUUCUCUAACAUUGCCCCCAUCUUGGACUUUACUAUAAUGGAUAUGGGAAAUCGAUCAGGCGAAGGCCAAACGAACGAAUACUCUUCGGGACAAGCUAGGAUCGUGACCGGAAGCGGCGCCUAUCAGGAUGGUAGUUUGCGAAGCGUCCGAAGUGGUGUCGGCCUUGAAGACCUCGGUGUAUUGGGCGAGAUGGAACACAUCUCCAACCUCUUCAGCUUGAAAUCGAACGGCGCUGCUGAGUAUGUCGAUACCUUGCUUGCGACAUUUGUCAGCGAGUCGCGAGUGUUCAAGUUCGAUGCUCAGGGUGAAGUGGAAGAAGUGGACCAUUUCGCCGGUCUGUCACUAGACGAAUCAACAUUGGUUGCAGUAAAUGUAUCACAGGGCCGCGUAGUGCAAGUCACGAGUGGGCGCGUCCGAAUUACCGACCUUGAUGGUGGCAUCAUCGUCUCUGAAUGGUUGCCUCCGAAUGGGCAAGUUAUCACGGCUGCUUCGGCAAAUGAUAGUCAUGUCCUAGUGUCUUUAGGAGGCGUCUCCGUAGCUGUGUUGGACGCUAACAAUGGUUUGAGUGUGAUCAAGGAGAAAACCUUUGAUAUCGAGAGCCAAGUGGCUUGCGUUGCUCUGACACCCGAUUCAGGGUCAGUAUGCUUUCUGGGCUUCUGGAAGAACUCGCAGCUUUCAGUAUGCUCUCUCUCAUCGUUGGAGCCCGACGUCGCAGUCCAAGUUUCGGAAGACUCGGUACCGCGUUCAUUACUGCUCACUCAGAUCUUUCCCGAGCAGCCUCCAACACUUUUUGCAGCUAUGGCAGAUGGCACGGUCGUCACAUACUCAUUUGACACCUCAACGAAGCAAUUGUCGGGACGGAAUAGCAUCAUACUUGGGACAAGAGAAGCGACGUUUAGGGCUUUGCCGCGAGGCAAUGGGCUGUACAACGUCUUCGCUACCUGCGAACAUCCAUCUUUGAUCUACAGUUCAGAAGGGCGGUUAGUCUACUCCGCUGUCACGGCAGAAAAUGCAACCACAGUCUGCCCGUUCGACUCGGAAGCAUACCCCAACUCCGUCGCCAUAGCCACCUUGGACGACCUGCGCAUUGCACUCGUUGACACAGAACGAACAACACACGUCCAAACAUUAAAGCUUACUCCCCCCAGUCUGAAGGCAUUCGGUCUCGGCACCAUAAAGCGAAUACUAAAAGGCGGAGAAGAGAUCCUCCUCAGUCAUUUCAAGCUUGUCGAUGAAAUACAAUUUAAAGAGCUAGACACAUGGCCCCUAAAGGAAGAAGAGCUAGUCGAGUCAGUCAUCCGCUGCGCUGUUGCAGAACGAGGACGCAUUCUCAUUCUUGAAGUUACGCCCGAUCGACAACUCAAACUCAUAACUGAGCUGGCGGUCAAGGGUGGAUGCAGAUGUCUUGCUAUCUGCCACGGCAAGCUCGUAGCCGCCUUGAUAAAGACAAUAGUCGUCUACGACGUAGAAUAUCGCACAGAAAGCAGUCCUGAUCUCGUCAAGUUGGCUUCAUUCCGAUGUGCGACCGCACCCAUCGAUGUAACAGUCAACGGGUCGCUGAUUGCGAUCGCGGAUCUUAUGAAGUCACUCGUGGUGGUACAAUACGAACGCGGCGAGGCCGGGCUUCCAGACACGCUGACCGAAAUCGCACGGCACUUCCAGACUACUUGGGCAACCGCAGUGGCCGAAGUCGAUGAAAACACCUACGUCGAGAGCGAUGCAGAAGGCAAUCUCGCGAUACUGUACCGCGACCCGAACGGUGUGACCGACGAUGACAAGAGAAGGUUGAAUGUCUCAUCUGAGAUGCAGCUUGGCGAAAUGGUCAAUAGAAUACGGCCUAUAGACGUAGUUACCGCACCCGACGCAGUCGUUGUGCCGAAAGCCUUCAUGGGAACUGUCGAAGGCUCGAUAUACCUGCUUGGCCUCAUCGCGCCAACGCACCACAAUCUUCUCAUGACGCUGCAGUCCAACCUGGCGGAGCUCGUAAACGCUCUCGGCGACGUCCCCUUCGCCAAGUACCGCGCGUUCAAGAAUCAGGUUAGGGAAAGCGAGGAACCGUUCCGCUUCGUGGAUGGCGAAUUCAUAGAGCGAUUUCUGGAUGCAGAUGAUGCGGUGCAGAAGAAGGCUGUAGAAGGGUUGGGUGUGGACGUUGAGGAGGUUAAGGGGCUUGUGGAAGGGCUGAGGAGACUACAUUAG
Molecule: messenger RNA, 3258 nt
Organism: Didymosphaeria variabile
Lineage: Eukaryota; Fungi; Ascomycota; Dothideomycetes; Pleosporales; Didymosphaeriaceae
Exons: 5
Coding region: 1-3258 (1085 amino acids)
Biological process (GO): proteasome-mediated ubiquitin-dependent protein catabolic process; DNA repair
Cellular component (GO): site of double-strand break; nucleus
Molecular function (GO): nucleic acid binding; protein binding
Source: RefSeq, a predicted model, not a curated record